Molecule: messenger RNA, 606 nt
Organism: Neltuma alba
Lineage: Eukaryota; Viridiplantae; Streptophyta; Magnoliopsida; Fabales; Fabaceae
Product: high mobility group nucleosome-binding domain-containing protein 5-like
Exons: 3
Coding region: 1-606 (201 amino acids)
Source: RefSeq, a predicted model, not a curated record
AUGGGCUUUGAGAGGUUGGUGAAAGUUGGAUUAAAGAGACUACACUGUGAUCUCAUUGUGACCAUACUGAGAUUAUAUGACCUGCCAAUGCAUCAAAUUACAAUCAAGGGAAAAUCAGAGAAAAUAGGAGCACAAGAUGUUGAGCAGUCGCUAGGAAUCCGUCAAGGUAUAGAGGAGUUGAAAACGAAGACUACUGAGAAGAUAAAAGAAUUGGCCAGCAAGAAGAGGAAGAGUGUUAGAGGAAUUAUGUAUGGAGAAAAAGGUGGUGAAGCUGUGAUAGGGAAAGAAGAGAGGAUAAUUGUAGAGUUUUUGGACCUGGGAGAUAGUGGGAAAGAUAAAUCAAGAAGAAAGGCUCAAGUUGAGACAAUACCUACAAUUAUCAGUGGGUCUAAAGAUGAUAAGGAGGACAGGCGCAACAAUGAUGACACAACUGAGGAAAAGGAGAAGGAUGAAGUAGGUAGUGAAGAUGGAGAUAGUCAUAAGAAGGAUGACACGGAGGAUCACAGUGAGAAUAAAGAGAUGGAGGAAGAGGGUCAAGGGGAUAAUGAUGACAUGAGCGAAGGGGGCAUGGAACACAAGGGUGAUGGAGAGGGUGAUGACACAUAA